Molecule: messenger RNA, 10502 nt
Organism: Venturia canescens
Lineage: Eukaryota; Metazoa; Arthropoda; Insecta; Hymenoptera; Ichneumonidae
Product: facilitated trehalose transporter Tret1-2 homolog
Exons: 8
Coding region: 2406-3917 (503 amino acids)
Biological process (GO): carbohydrate transport; transmembrane transport
Cellular component (GO): membrane
Molecular function (GO): sugar transmembrane transporter activity
Source: RefSeq, a predicted model, not a curated record
UACUGGACGAGAAAGAGAACGCGAAGAAGAGAGCCAGAGACAGAGCGCGCCUCUCUGCGCGAGGCCCUCCUGUAGGAUCGUAAGGAGAGGGCUACGGAGGAGGGGUUAUUACCUACCGCAUCGAAUCGAUCGUUUCUCUCACUCUGACCCUUUCAAUGCACGUGGUCUUCAGCUGCAGCGCUUGAAAGUUUGUCAUAUAAAUACCAGGUCGUUAUGUCCAUACGUGUGUUACGUAUGCACAUGCGAACCUUGAUAUUCUCCACUGAUACGCGAGCUUAUAUUCCCGCUGUAAACGUAGCAAUAGUGCAAGCUCCGCAGGAUUAUAUUCAACUGCGAUUUGCUUCACUGUCACAAAUUUACCCUCCGAACGCGAAGCCCGCACAUAUUUCCCAUGCAAAUUUCAAGAAGAUAAAAUGAUUUUAUGCAGGCUCUGUGCGAUAAAACAGCAAAAAUAAGGCAGGAAGAAGUGAGGCGAGGGUGAUCGACGAUUCGCCAAUAGCUAGAGUCAGUCCUCGAAUAUAUUCUAUAAAUAGUAGCUUACGGAACGAAAGAUAGAGAAAAUCCGGGGCACCGGCGAAGAUCGAGAAUUUCAUCAUCAUCACCUUGAUUUCAGACCGAGGCAACGAGAACAACAAAAAGUCGAAAUAAUAACAUAAAAAUGGGGAAACGAGAGCUCGGUAUCUUUCCGGUUGGCGAGGCCCGUGCACCGAGAGGAAAAAGCACUCUCGCGGUCGGCACGAACGCGAAAGACGCCGAGAGAAUGUAUUUCGAUAAAUUAAAUUCGCAAAAAAUAGAGAGAAAAAGAGAGCGAGCGAGAGAGAGAGAGAGAUCCAGGAGCACGUGGGAUGCGCGUGAGUUAUCGCCGGCUGUCCAUCGCAGCGACUUGCUCCUCCGCGUAGACAGUAGAGAGUGAGACGCUGGGGAGACCCAUAUAUUGCCAGAACGCGAUUCCAUGUACAUAUUCUAUAUACACACAGACACACAUUCCCCGAUAUAGAUUAAUCGAUAAAACUCAAAGGCGUACGAAGCUUUACUCGGCAUGCGGAAAAAAGCCAAAUCCGCCCUUUUCACUUCCUACGAGAACUCGCGUUGGUCAACGCUAUUGGCAGCCUGCUCCGGUACACGUGCGUCUCUGUAUAAAUAAUGUAUAGUUUAUAUGUACAAGGAUAGGGUCUGUCUAUCUCUCUGGACGUGGUAUCGCCCACCGGAGAAGUCCAAGAACAAUGGCUGGACACCGGAAACUAUAGCAGCUCGAUGCUUCGGAGAGUCCCUCUCCGCCGACACAAUGCAGUUUACAAAGCUCCAUUCGCUAUGUCUAUAGAUUCAUAGAGAACCAUAGAAUAUUAGCGCCUGGAGGGACGCGAUCGCAAGCUCCCCGCCAAUCUCCAUUAGCCACGAGAAUCUUAGCCGGAAGAUUUUCGUUAUCAAGGCCCCCCUGGCUAUUCUAAUUGUCCGAAACUUCAUCUAGAGAGGACUCUCCUCUUCGUACCCGCGCGUCAAACUUGCGAAAUGGAACGGAUGAAUUCAUGAGAUUGGUUUGCAGUUUCAAACCCAAGAUAUAUCGGAGUUCGAGCCGUUUGCAGAGCGACUCCGUUGUUUCAUUAAAUUCCAGAGGUCAUUUGUACAGGAUUGGAGGAACGAAAAAAUCGAGGGCACCGAAUACCGGUGACACCGCACACAUUUAAGCACGUUUUUCGAAGACUUUUCCUGCCUGAGGCCAAAUAAUACUGAAGAGAUGAAGCUUUUGUUUCAGUCCCGGAUUGCUAUCGGGAAACGGUGAUAGGAAUGGAGGCUGCGCGUGAUAAUUUGAAAAUUGUAACGCGAGCUCCAUUUUCAUUAGAGCAUCAAAGUGUCUCAACGUGUUUGAAUGUUUACAAAAGCUCACGCCCACACGUGGACGCGGUUGUACGAUAAUCGUCUUCGUCGUGGAGGCUACCCGGGAGCCAUAACGCGAUCGUCCGAUAGCGCGAGCGGAGAGCUGGCGUCGAACAAAAACGAGGCAAGAGGAUAAUACGAGUACCGCAGAGUCUGGGAAUGAAUCCCGGUGAAAGAGACAAAUCCCGAUGUCUCGAGCGACGAGGGAACACCGACACCAGGAAGUUAUAUGCCCGGGACAACUUCUCUUUCAAAUCCACCCGAAGCAGCCGGUACGACGCCGAUGAAUUUAUAAUCAAACUAAUUCAAUUAAAGCUCAACAAUGCCCUGAGUUACGUCUAAUUCGAGGCUCACUCAAACGACAAUAAAUCAUCAUCGGAAGCAAACUAAAUAAGGAGCUUGAGGCUCAUGCUUCUGGAAACUCGGGAUGCGAGGAACGAACUUUUUGUGACUGGACAUCAUCGUCAUCGCGAUACGUAUCAUCAUCGGGUUCUUAACGAGAACUACGUCGCGUUGGGAGGGAAGAAGCUAUGUCUCUGCAGCACAAGUAUUACGUGACGACUGUACCGGAAGAGGGUGACAACGGUUUCAGAAUGCCGCGAGCCUCAGUGGUGCACAUGACUUCGACGGCGACGAGGCCUCAACACCUGUCUCAGGUUCUAGCGACGCUGGCGCUGUCGAUGGGAACGCUAUCAUCGGGACUGGCCAAGGGCUACACGUCACCGGCCCUCGAUUCCAUACUCGACAGCCAACCACCCCAUCUUUAUCACACGACCAACGACACCUGGUUGGCUUUCUCGGUAAGCAAGCAAGAGGCUUCCUGGGUUGCGUCUUUAUCGAUGCUCGGAGCUUGGUUCGGUGCGAUGACCGGUGACUGGAUAAUGCGACGAGGUAGAAGACUCGCUCUCCGGGUGACGUCACUGCCACUCGCAGCCGCUUGGAUACUUACCGGUGUCGCGCCUUGCGUGGAACUCGUUUACACGACGAGCUUCAUAGGCGGUUUGUGUUGUUCCUUGAUAACGAUAGUGGCCCAAGUCUACAUAUCGGAGAUCUCGAUGCCCGGGAUACGGGGUUGUCUGUCAGCGAUGUUGAAAGUAGUGAGUCAGGUCGGUGUAUUGCUGUCGUACAUCGCCGGCUCCUAUUUGAAUUGGAGGCAGAGCGCCUGGUUGGUAGCGAUCGCGCCGUCGAUGCUGUUCGUCGGAACGCUUUUCAUACCGGAAACACCGUCUUAUUUGGUACUGAAUGGACGAGACGAGGAGGCCGAGGGGAGCCUGAAGUGGCUGCGGGGUCCGCAGGCCGACAUCAGACAAGAGCUUCAGGUCAUCAAGACGAACAUCCUCGCAUCGAGAGCGAAACAGUACGAGCUUUCGUUCAGAAAUAGCGUGAUCACGCCGCGACUGUACAAACCAGUAGCCAUCAUAUGUGGUCUGAUGUUCUUUCAACGUUUCUCCGGUGCAAACGCCUUCAAUUACUACGCAGUCGUGAUAUUCCGACAAACACUCGGAGGCAUGAAUCCCCACGGGGCUACCAUUGCCAUUGGAUUCGUUCAGCUACUCGCCUCUUUGCUAUCAGGUUUUCUCAUCGACAUUGUCGGCCGGCUGCCACUUCUCAUAGCGAGCACAGUCUUCAUGUCCCUGGCCUUGGCUGGCUUCGGUAGCUACGCCUAUUACAACUCGAUGUCGCAGAGCCAGACAACCACCGUGAUGGGGCAACACGACUGGAUACCCCUGCUAUGCGUUCUCGUGUUCACCACAGCCCUCGCACUGGGCAUAUCGCCAAUUUCGUGGCUAUUGAUUGGCGAGCUCUUCCCUCUCGAGUAUCGCGGUCUUGGCUCGAGCAUAAGCACGAGCUUCAGCUACUUCUGCGCCUUCUUGGGCAUCAAACUCUUCAUGGACUUUCAGCAGGUACUCGGGCUUCACGGAGCGUUUUGGUUUUACGCCGCCAUGGCGGUGUGCGGUCUGUGUUUUGUAGUUUGCUGCGUCCCCGAGACGAAGGGCAAGCAGCUGGACGAGAUGAAUCCCGAUUACGCUCAAGCUCGGUAGUACAAGGCCUCCCUCGGCGGAGGGUUAAGUAACGCGGAAAAGCCGAGGAAAGGAUUGUCGGUGGGCGGUCCAGGGGAUCGUCGCGGUCCUGGUGGCGAGCCCUGUGACACCCGUGGAGCGAGAAUUCCACGAGGGAAUGGUUGGGGCGUGGGUUGUCAAGGGCGAAUUAGCAAGAGUCGCCGAAUAGCCGAUUACUGCAGCAGCGUCGUCAAGAAGACGAGCCGAAUAGGCCGCAACGUCGGCAACUUUAUUCGGACGUACGGUCCGAUAAGCAAUCGUAGCGGAGAGGAGACCGCCGCCGAAAGAUUUCCGCCCGCUCUGAGCAACGGGAUCGUCCCCGGCAGCGAUUACCGCCGCGAGAUAAGAUCGAGCGCGUCCAACAUCGAGAAUCAUCGAGAUCUAAUGGAGCGCAGAGCUUUCACCGGUUAUUCGGCGGAGCUCCGGAAGGGCUCGCGGGGCCGCUACACGAGCCAGAAUACCACGAGCAACGGGGAGUUGGGAUCGGGAACUCGCGUAAUCGAGGAAUAUCAUCGCAACAUCGACGUCCGGGAGUACAGACGAAACGAGGACGUCCGACUCGAGUCCCGCGCCGUAAUGAGACUCGACCGCAUCCAAUACGAGCAGAGACAUUCUCGCGGCAAGAAGAAAAGCCUCGCGAGAAGAGCAGCCGAAGAGAACGGCUACGAGGGCCCAAGACUCUACUCGAGUUUGCCAAGACGCUGCGGCCCCAGGUCGAGAUACCCCUGCGACGAUUACUCCGCGAGUCUCAUGGGGGACCCGAGGACCCGCAGCGUUUAUCCGAAAAGUAUGCAGGACCUUACCGACCUCGACAUCGAAAGGAUCCUCGAAAGAGACACCAAUUUUCGCAUACCCCUGAGCUCCUUUCGUUCGAGCGACUCUCUCGUCGAGAAAUACCGACGCAGAUACGACAACGGCGAAGAAGACUCCGAGGACAAUUGCUUGAGCCUGUACAAGAGCCUGUCGAGCGGCUUGGAAAGCGGUUAUCGCGAAAAGUCUUACCUACCCGGUAGAGUUCACUACGAAAGAGAGUACAGAAUCUACGGUAAGGAUACCCUGGCUCUCAUAUAUUACAAGACCUGUUACUUGUGAUGCCUACCUCCAACAAUCAAGAGAAUUUCCCCCUUAAAUCGAGCCACGAUUUAUUCAUAUUUAUUGAUUUUUUAAUUAUCCGAACGCUGGUCGUUCGCGCGAGCUCGUUCUUCCUAACCCCCUUAAAUCCCCACGUUGCGUCCUCACGCCAGACCCUACAUUACGUUCUUCAUUAUCGCACUACUUUUAUUACUAUACUUUACCGUUAAUCUACCACCUAAUAACGAGGUCAAAUCGAGCAAACGGCUUAGCAGCGAGGGAAGUUGUCGAUACAUUUUUUUCGAAAUAUCCUCACGAGAGUACCACGAGAUCAAAACACUCAACGAACCUAUUCCCGCUUUUAUCGCGGCGCACUCCAAAUUCCAGAUUCUCUUUCCCUGCACGAAGAGAAUUAAAUUUUGCGCUAUUCUCAGUUUUAUAACAGAGUAAAUAUUGCAAAUGGGACGUCAAAAUUUACUAAAUACUCCGGUAAAUGUUCCUAUUCGGAGCAACAAAUAUUGUUUAAUUUAUAGGAAAAUUCAAUUUUUCUUCCUUCAUUCAUCAUGAAUUGCAGCUCCUCACCGAACCGUCGUCAUUCACCGUAAUUUUUCAAUUCAAUUCUCUCCGCGUACCUUCUCACCUCAUCCAAUCUCAUAAUCGCGCUACUCUCGUGAAAUAUUCGACGAAAAUUUAUAUAUUUCGCUCGAUCGCGAAAGGCAGAACUUCCAUACAUCGUGCCUUCCUUCAAAAGAGAACAAGAUGAAUGUGUAACCACACGACAAUAUUGAGCUCCAAUCGUAUCAACGAUGAGGUCAAAUAUUAUACAUAUUUAUCAUUAAAUAUGUGUAUAUACUAUAAAUAGCAUUAUUAUUAAAGGAUUAAUAAUACAAAUAUACAAAUAUUUGGGUGGACGUUCAGCCGGAAACGCGCGGGCCACACUUCGAACGGUUAAACUCCUCGUCGAAUGAAUCUACAGGGACCUUUCGAAAUGCGAAAACUUUAUUUUUCCUUCGUUAUUGUUUCUUCAUCUCCAACGAUCGUUCCUAAUUUUGAAAGAUUGCGGGUUUGCGGGGAGCUCGUAGCCAGCAACGUUUCGCUAGGGGGCGCGAUUAAUUUUGCACUUCCCGAGCCAAACGCCUCGAAGCUUCGAGUCGUUUCGAAUACGUUUCUGUUUCUUUCUCCUCCGCGCAAUCUUCCCCGAUGGGGAAGAUUUUCGACGGAGAAAAAACUCGGACGUAGUGUGAGAAACGAAAAUUUAUCGCGUACUUUAUACGAGUAAAUGAAGCAUUUAAACCCUGUAAGAGAAAAAUGGCUUUAACGAAUCACACACCAAUGCGGGCUAAUGACUUAAUGGAAAAUAUUCAAACAAACGACAAUACGAGCCAUGGAUAGUCAAAUAUCCAUGCAGCCAUAUAAUAACGUAUACAUUUAUGUAGAUUAGGGUGAUUAAAAAAAAAAAGCAACAUUUUUUCCUCAAAGUUCCAAGUGAUUAUGUCAAUGCAUAAUGAAAAAGUAAUUCUCUCAAAAUGUGAGCCAUCUAAGAACAUUUUUGGAGGUGGAAUUAGCAUAUAUUUUCAUUCCGCUGGUGGUCCUUCUGAAAAAUUUUUCAGGUGAUAAAAAUUUUGAGAAAAUCAUAUUUUCACGAUACGCUAACAUAUCAACCUGCGCGAUCAAAGCGAAUAGUUUUUUAUCUCGAGACGUUUACGAAAAAUCGAGGAAAAAAAAACUUGAGAAAAACCAUUGGGACGACCUCUAAAUGUUUUUUCUCCAAGCUCAAAUUUUGAGAGAAUCAACUCUUUUGAUUGAGUGCUAACUUUCGUCGUCGCAACACCGAACGACCAAUCUUUUUUUUAUCGUAGUUUUUCACUGGGAAAGAAAUAUUUAACGUCGUUGGUGCCACCUCUAAAAACUUGUUUAGAUGGCCCAAAUGUUGAGAGAAUAAUCACUUGCGACUUUGAGGAAAAGUGUUUUUUUUUCUUUUUUUUUUCUUUUUAAUCAUCCUGAUGUAGAUAUUAAGCUUAGUAUAUUUCGUAUAUGAAAAUGAUAUUACAUUGGAAAUCAUGUAUAUUGUCUACGCUCCUCGUAAUAUCGUACCAAUGUAUCAUCUAUUUAAUUGUAGUUUUUACAGAGUAAGAAAAACAACAAUAUCGACAAUACUAAUCAUUGCCAAACUUGAGAGUAAGAGCUUUAGCUUAGUCAGCGAGUUGUCGAACGGGAUAAACAGAAUAUUUUGGGAAGGGAAUCAUGAAGUCAUGGCUCGAAUCGAAUCGAAAGGCUUGUGAGCAUGAACAAUUCGGCGCAAUAUUUGCAGUCUGCAUUAUCUCGGGCUCUUGGUUUGUGACUAAAAUGCCACGCUCCCUGUGCUCGUUUUCCACUCUCAGACACUUGCGUCAAUGGUGAAGGUGGAGAAAACCAAGGGCUUUAAGGGUUCGAGAUUUUUGUUGCUGAUGGCCUCGAAGCCACGAGGAUUUCACAUAUCAAUAAAUUUUAUCGAGACUCCAUUGAAUUGAGCGAUUUUAAUGGACUUGAGUUGAGAACUUUUUCACUUUCCUUUGACCUGGAAACUGCAAUGUUUUAGUCAUUCGAGUUGUCAAAAAUGGGAUCCAAAUAUUGAAAAGGCCGAAUCGUUCGUACUCUUCGGAAGCAACGACGGACUGGAGAGCACGAUUUUGUCGAUUGUUUAAAUGGAAUGAUUUUUUUUAUUGGAAAUGCGUUUUGGAAGGACGGGGAAGAAUUUGGAAAAAGUGCGUUUCGCGAGGUUUUCGAAAUUCAAAUUAUUUUUUGUAUUUUUGUAUAGUUUUUAGCGAAUAUGAGGCCGAGAGAAAGUGAGGAUGUGAAAAAUCUCGCUCGCGAUUAUUUCGAUAACGUGUAAAUGACGAUUUUCGAGUCACUUAAAUAUCGAACGCUAUUGCGAUCGAGAGUUUCGAGAUAAAUAGCGAAACACUGCAGACGACGAAUAUCCGUCAUAUCGUGCGAGUCGUUCAGUCAUAUCCUUGCCAUAUCUGACAAUAUUAAUGUGCGAAAGGAGUGAAACGAGAAAAAGCAAAAAUCUCAACUUUUACAUAGCGAAAUAUUGAAUCGCGUACUUAAUUAGAGGCGAAGUGAGAAUGAGAGAGAAAACGAUAUUUCAGAGUGUUGAUAAGAUAUCAAGUUUAGCCUGAGAGCACGUCGCUCUCGUUGCUCAAUGGCUCUAAAGAAAAAAAACCUUACUCUUGCCCCAGUACAGAGAACAAAAAAUCAACAAAAACAAAAAAAUUGAUGGUAAUGGAGUUUGAAUCGUUGAAAUGCAGCGAGAAUAAUUUUCGUUCGUUCAACUUCCUCGUUUUGUCAUGAAGAAUGUAAGCAGAAAAAAAUGGGCCCAUUUAUAUUUGGUUCCAUCGAAAAGUGCGUUGAGAAAUCUGCAAAAAAAAAAAAGAAUUCUAAAAGCUGUGCAACGUUUCAAACUCGAAUGCCAUCGCAAUAGAUCGCGAGUCGUUUGGAUGUGAGAAACAAACACAAAAUCUGCACUGUGCACUUUCGUGAAUUGAAAAGGUUUAUUGAUAAUAACGUCGUUAAGAAUCUCGGAAAAAAAAAAAAAAAAAGUAAAUAAAUAAAAAAAAUAUGCAUAAAUGAGGAUGAUAAUAAUAAAGAAAUAAUAUUAAAAAGCGAAGGACGCGAGAAAUGUAGGUUCAAAGGUCACGAUCUUGGCGCGUGUAGAUAAUGUGAAUAGUGAGAGAUAAAAGAACAAAAGAGAGGAUAACGAAGAAAAAUAAAUAAAAAUAAUAAUAAUAAUAAAAAAAGAGACCUACUGCAUUGUAUGAAAUAUAUUGAAUAAUUGUAAAAACAAGAAAAAACAUACAGCAAAGGGAACGACGAGAGUCAUUCUUUCCUUAAAACUGUGCGCUAAUGAAUUUCCUUCGUUUAUCGUUUACGUUCCGCUUUUAAGCUUCCUAUCGCAAUCUUCCGACCAUCUGUUUCGGACAAUAAUAAAAGGGAGAUAAAAGUAAUCGAGUUAUCGUCUCGAUGCUUUUGUCACUCUACAAUAUAAAUCGCGACAAUAAAUAUUAUUCUUAUUAUAUGAAAAUAAAUAAUAAUAAAAAGAAAAAAAGAAUAUAAUAAAAUAUAACCAGUAAAAAGAGAAAAUAAAAGGGUGAUGCGAAAGUCGUGUGCUGGACAACACUUCAGAUUCGAGGUUUGUUUUUAUUCCAAUAACCAAUAACACCCUCGUCAACAGAACAGGGAAGUACGGGAGAGUGCGUGUAAACACGAGAUAAAACUUUGAACGAGAUUUCUUACAAAGAUCCUAUACACUAGUUGUGCUUGCUAGUUUUAAUAUUUUUGUAAUGAUGCAUAGACGGUAGAGUGUUUGUACCUUUCUUAGAUCGAGUAUAUCGAUGAUCCUCGUUCGAAAGGAAAAGAAAAAUGAAAAAUUACUGGGACAUAAUCGAACGAGGAUGAGAAAAGAAAAAUCCGAUUCUUGGACUUUACCGAAUGCCACGAAUUUAAAAAAUCGAUAUAUUAUUAUAUGCAGGUUUUUAAAAACGCAUUUUCAGCUCCACUUUUUAAGGUUAACACCAAAAGAAACAAUAAUGAGAAAACAAAAAAAGAACAACAAUCUGUUUAAUUACUAUGAAGUAAAUGCUCAUUCGCUUGCUUGCACACGUUAUUCAAUUGUGCGAGAGGUCUUUUCGAUCUUUUUUGUAAUGUCAAAGUGACACUAAACGCAUCGCGAUUUAAGAUAUAUAAAUGCAGGGUGAGCGAGAAAUAAUAACGGGAAACGUGUGCAAACGAGUACAUAGCACAAAAAGUAGUGCCGCCGGUCUAGGUGUGAAAGCGAACUAAUAUUUAUUUCCCUGUAUACCUUUCGUCCGUGCCAGUGCAAUAGAGAUUUUGUGAAUUUGAUCGUUGCGAGAAUGGUUCGAAUGUCUACUUAAGAACAUGAUAACGAAAUGCGUAAAUCUUGUAAUUAUAAAAUGACGCGAUAUUAUGAUACUGAAUUUUGCAUCAUUGCGAUUCAAACAAAUUUUCUUUUUUCAUUACGCCGGAGCAAGAUUCUCUUCUGAAAUCAGACUACAAAAUGGCUUGAAGUUUUUAAAACCUGAUUAGAGACUCGCGCAUCAAAGCUGUAUAUGGAACAAAAAAAUGUUGAAUCUGAAAAUUGGUGUCGGCGAAAAGGGAAGUUUUUAUUCGGCUAUGGCAGAAGUUUUGUAUGCCGAUUCUACUAAAAACUAUAGUUCAGUGUUAUUUUAAAAUUUGCUUUUUUUUAUGUAUAAAAUAGCAUGCUGCUGAUUUUAGAGAAGUGAAAUUUCAAAUGGGAAAAAGAAAAUUCAUUACAUUUCAUUGAUGCAAACUUCAAAAAUGUAAAAUGAUUAUAUUAGAAAUUCUUUGAAACAAAGUACAGUGUCCUUGUACGAAACGCUGAAUCGUCUUGACGGAACCAAAAUGUUGCGUGUUUGUAUAGAUUAUAUAUACGAAUAUAUUAUUGUCAAAUAAAAUGACACGUUCGGCGAAGGAAAA